AUGAACAUCAGCAAAUCUAUUCUCAGCAUUACUUCCCCAGGUACAUACCUAGUUCCCAACGACACGGAUCUCAACAUCAAAAUCACCACCGAGACCAAUGACGAACUCGCAGCUAUCUGCCAACAACAUCCUGAUCGAUUUAAAUUCUUUGCCUCACUACCUCUUCCCGGGCUUGACGAGUCCGUGGCAGAAAUCGAUCGAGCAUUGGACCAAAUCGGUGCCGUGGGAUUUACAAUCAUGUCUAACUCGGCCGGCGUGUAUCCUGGAGACAAGAAAUUCAAGUCGGUCUGGGACAAAUUGAAUGAAAGAAACGCCAUUGUCUUGUUGCAUCCGACCUCGUGCCAUCUUUGCGAUGGGCAUGGCCACGCAGAAAGCUCAAAGCCACCGUCCGCAAGACCCACUCCAGCAAUUCUCGAACACAGUCCUAUCCCUGGCUUUCCAAACCCUAUGCUGGAAUUCCCUUUCGAGACGACCAGGGCAAUGGUAUCGUUGAUUCUCUCCGGCACACUUCAACGAUGCUCCAAUGUGAAAGUGAUCAUCCCACACGCCGGGGCCGUGAUACCGCCUCUGAUUGCGCGCUUCGCAACAUUCUCAACUUUGAUGGCGCGAUUCCCUGGCUCGAGCGUGGUCGCAGUGUCCAUCCCCGAAGUUAAAGCCAUUCUCAACAGACAGUGUUUCUUUGAUCUGGCGGGCAUGCCGUUUCCUGAUCAAAUUGGAGGGUUGUUGGGAGUGGUGCCGAACAAAGAACGGAUAUUAUUCGGGACCGAUUUUCCCUAUACCCCGCCGGAUAGCUUGUUGGCUGCACAGAAGAUGGUUGAUGGAGCGAUGAUGGCGUUGUUUGGGGAAAAUACAGGCAAGAUUUUGAUGACGAAUAUUGCACAGGUCAUUCCAAUCAGCAAGUUGUAA
This is a messenger RNA of Rhinocladiella mackenziei CBS 650.93, 906 nucleotides long. RefSeq lists its product as uncharacterized. Gene Ontology annotation, molecular function: carboxy-lyase activity; hydrolase activity. The record is from RefSeq and is a predicted model, not a curated record. Gene Ontology annotation, cellular component: cytosol; cytoplasm. The transcript has a single exon. NCBI's taxonomy places the organism in Eukaryota, Fungi, Ascomycota, Eurotiomycetes, Chaetothyriales, Herpotrichiellaceae. Bases 1 to 906 code for a protein of 301 amino acids. Gene Ontology annotation, biological process: secondary metabolic process.